Molecule: messenger RNA, 2358 nt
Organism: Polychytrium aggregatum
Lineage: Eukaryota; Fungi; Chytridiomycota; Chytridiomycetes; Polychytriales
Exons: 2
Coding region: 288-1901 (537 amino acids)
Molecular function (GO): protein binding
Source: RefSeq, a predicted model, not a curated record
AUCGCAGCCGCAUCGACCGCAUCACGAUUGCAUCGGCUGGGCUCUGUUGCGCUUCGCCUCACCCUUGCGGCCUCUCACCAGGACAGCCGAAUCCGGACGGCACAAGGCGCGCUCGCCGUUGCACCAGUCGCUGCCCUCAUUGCACUCAUUGCCAGCCACACUUUUCGCGCUUGCGCAUUGCGCCCCUCAUCCCAGCACCAUCUCCUGUCGCCAUCUCCCAUCGUUGCUGCUCAUCUCGCCUGUCUGCUGCUGCUGCUGCCGCCGCUAUUCGGCUCGGCAACCGUCGCAUGUCUUUGCCAGCUCCAGCCCGCCCCUGCAAGCCCCAUUUCAACGAGAGCAUCCGGCCCUGUCCUUUGCACCUUGUUUGCUCGCCAAUGCUGCCGCUGAUGCAGGCGCUUUCUCUUGUGCUGGUCCUGCUGAUGCAGUUCCUCCCAGUCGCCAGAGCACUUGCAGGCGACUGCUUUGCGCUCACGAGCGACAACAUUUGCGGCCCUGAGUACGCCGGAUUCUACAUCAACCGGGCCUACCCGCUGCCCAGCGUCACCAACAUCCCCGAUACCACCGCCAACUUCAGCAGCUACAUCAACACGACCUUUGUGAACACCAGCGCCGUAACCGAGGUGUUUGACUCGCAGAAAGGAUGCGGUCCCGGCGUCCAGGUUGCCAUUCAGUUCGAGCUGCGCUAUCAGAUCUCGUUCUGGUGCAGCUGGAUUGUGCAUGACAACAUUGCCAAUGAUGCCUUCCAAUGCCCGCCGCCAUCGAUACCACAAAACAACCCAUUCCUGUGCGCCCCUCAGUGCGCACUGGCCGCCUCGUCGUUGCAACAAGUCCUCAGCGACCCCUCCGUCUGUCCAAGCUCGUCGAAUGAAACCAUUGUACAGGCCCGAAGCAGCAGCAUCAGCAAGUUUCAAACGUUUUGCUUGCUCUCGGCCAACAGCUCCAGUCCGGCCUCGUGCAAGCAGCCAGUGCCGAUGGAGGCUCAGUUCUGCGGAUUCCGAGAUGCACAGGCCCUAGGUGUGUGGUGCACUUCCAACCCCGGCGACAGCUGCUGUACCGGUCCAAACUCAAGUUCAAACCCAGGCCAGGGACCCAAUGCGACCGUCGGCCCUGGCCCUGGUCCCGGCCAGGGUCCAACCCCCUCCUCUGCAAAUCUGGCGGUUGUACUCGGCUGCAGCUCCGUCGCAAUAGCAGUCGUUGCCGGCGUGGCACUCUAUGUACACAUGCGUCGACGAGGCCGGCCAAGCUGGCCGAGAUCCAAGAUCGGCGCCAGGCCAACUCUUCGAUACAGUAUGAGAGCAACUGUCCCAAGCACGAUCGGCCCCAGCAACCAUUCGUCGCUUUCGCGCGUAUCCUCGGCUAUGGCUCUGUUGAGAAAGCCCACGUUCGAGACCGUUGCAGAAGCCGAGCUGACACCCCGGUCGGCAACGCCAUCCGAGACCGAGUCGGAAGCCCAGUCGGAGGCUCCAUCAGAAACAUCGGGAUACAGCAUCCCAUCGGUCACGACCCCCGGUGUGGAGACGCCGAUCAUGUCGGUCGACAACUUCAGCAUCAGCCAAAGCCCAUUCAUGACGGCGGCCAUGGAGCGGGCCUGGAUACCAGCCAAGCCGCGCGACUCGCCGAGGCUGUACAAGGUACACCAGGCCUACCAGUCGCAAAUGGCCGACGAACUCUCGCUGCAGGCCGGCCAGGACGUCAUUGUGCUGGCGGCAUACGACGACGGAUGGGGCCUGGGGCUGCUGCCGGGGACGAACAAGAAGGGUGUCUUCCCACUCUGCUUCGUCGGAACGCCCACCGCAUUUGAAUCCCGCGCGGUCCCGAGGACCAAUUCCGCCCGCUCGAGCUCGAGCGGGGCCUUGCCUCUUGCGAGGAAGGGGAGUGGGACUGGAGCGACAAGGCAGUGACCCCGCUGAACGUCACCGACGACGACGACGACGACGACGACGGCUCCCACGGCCGAGUCAGCGCACCAGGAGCGACGACAUGCUCGCCGCAGCCGACAAGUGGCAGGCCGAGGCCGUUGCGACGCUGUUCCGACGACCAUCAACCUUCACGCAGCCGAAAGACACCUUUUGCACCAGAAAUCCAGGAGCCGCGCGAUGGCGCUCGCGCUGGCUGCCUCAAUCUUGCACCAUAUCCGCCUUGAACUUGCAUUUUCACCCGCUGUAUCCUCCUGCAUUUCUUUGGGGCUCGUGGGCCCACCCCCCUCCUCCACCAUGAUUCCUUGCUUGUUCUGCCUGCUUGCUCCUUGGUCUCCGAUGGUGAGACUGCGGGCGCAAGGCAGGGAAUAGACAUUGCACAAAGCCCGAAACAGACCGGCCUUGGCGACGUUACCGCACGCGUUGCAUGUUUGGCGCAUGU